Cornus florida is the source of this 3328-nucleotide messenger RNA. Its product is annotated as C-terminal binding protein AN-like. NCBI's taxonomy places the organism in Eukaryota, Viridiplantae, Streptophyta, Magnoliopsida, Cornales, Cornaceae. Gene Ontology annotation, molecular function: NAD binding. Gene Ontology annotation, biological process: microtubule cytoskeleton organization. The coding region runs from base 220 to 3084 and encodes 954 amino acids. The record is from RefSeq and is a predicted model, not a curated record. The transcript is spliced from 9 exons.
CCGCCUUCCUUCUCUGUUGACUCCGUCUUCAACCACACUUGCACCUUUCUAGAAUCCACCAUUUAAAAAAUCUCCAACGAUUCCUUCAAAUUCACACCCCAAAAACCCUAAUUUCCUGCACUUUCUUGCAAUUCAAAAACCCUAAUUUACUUUUGUUUGGAAUUCUAGGGUUCUUGUCCAUGAUUUCAUAACCUCGAUCUCUGAUUAUCAUCAUCAAUUAUGGAUGAUCAGGAAGAGGAAUUGUCGUUGGCGAUCUAUAAGAAACCGAAUUUGAAUAUGUAUCGUCUCAUGAACGGCCCUUCAUUGCAACCAUCGGGUUGGUUCGAGAUUCGGCUGUUCUACGUUCGAAUUGCGCCGUGCGCAGUCGACAGUGUUCCGGACCACCUCACGCUCCGCCAUCUCCGUCGCGAAAUCGGAGUCUCUCUCGAGAUCAAUGGCGCUCGCAUGCCGGCUUCCGAGACGGCGUCGUUGACGCUCCGUCGGGAUCGGCUCGACAAGGGGUCGUCUGAGGUGACGUAUGUGAGUACAGACAGUGUUAGGGUUACAGGUGCGUUGGAAUUCGAGGUGUUUGAAGAGGAGGAGAUGAUACUGUGUGGGUCUUUGGAGAGACUGGAAGUUGGGUGGAGUAAUGGGAGUUCUGGAUUGGAGAAUGAUUCGAAGACGGGGUGGAGUAUGGAUUGUUAUACGGCAGCGUCGAUUGCGUGUGGGUCGUCGGCGUUUUUUCAGCCAAAACUUGGGAUUUCGUCGCCGUCGAUUGAGGUGUACAUUGCUGGGUGUUGUUCGGGUGUGCCUGUGACUCUGACAAAGACCAUUCUGAUCAGUCCAAGGCGGAGACCGAUGAGGAAUGGGAUGCUUGAUGCCAUUCCAGAAGAUGAAGAGAUUGGAAAGGAGCAGAGGAGUGGUAAUGGUUUGCUUCGACAGCGUAAAUUGCAGAUCACAGAGGCAGAAGAAGAUGACUAUGAAGCAGAUGGAAAACUUGGACACGGCUACUACUCAGAAGACAUGUAUGCUGGUGAGGAUGGACAACUUUCAUGGUUCAAUGCUGGUGUAAGAGUUGGGGUGGGGAUUGGCCUGGGGAUGUGCCUUGGUGUCGGAAUUGGUGUUGGAUUGCUCAUGCGUUCAUAUCAAGCAACCACCCGGAACUUCAGGAGGAGCACUACCUCCAGAUCACCUGCGACAAUGUCUCACCGUAGCAACGCUGCACCACCACCCCUCCCCUUAGUGGUCACUCUCAACUGCGUCGACGACCCUUCCCUCGAGCAAGACUGCCUCUCCGGCGUCGCCGCCGUCGAGCACGUCCCCCUCAGCCGCCUUGCCGACGCCAAGAUCGAGUCCGCCUCGGCCGUCCUCCUUCACUCCCUCGCCUUCCUCCCCCGCGCCGCCCAGCGCCGCCUCCGACCCUGGCAGCUCGUCCUCUGCCUCGGCUCCUCCGACCGCUCCGUCGACUCCGCCCUCGCUGCCGACCUCGGCCUCAACCACCUCGUCCACAUCGAUGUCUCUCGCGCCGAGGAGAUCGCCGACACCGUCAUGGCGCUCUUCCUUGGCCUCCUCCGCCGCACUCACCUCCUCUCCCGCCACACCCUCUCCGCCUCGGGCUGGCUCGGCUCCGUCCAGCCACUCUGCCGUGGCAUGCGCCGAUGCCGGGGUCUUGUGUUGGGGAUCGUCGGUAGAUCUGCAUCUGCGAGGUCUUUAGCCACUCGCAGUUUGGCUUUCAAGAUGAGUGUGCUCUAUUUUGAUGUUCACGAGGGGAAAGGAAAGUUAAGUAGAUCCUACACAACAUUUCCAUCUGCUGCACGGAGAAUGGAUACCCUCAAUGAUUUGCUUGCUGCAAGUGACCUUAUAUCUCUCCACUGUGCUCUGACAGAUGAAACAGUUCAGAUUAUCAAUGCAGAUUCUUUGCAGCACAUAAAGCCAGGAGCAUUUCUUGUAAAUACUGGUAGCAGCCAGCUGUUGGAUGAUUGUGCUGUAAAGCAACUUUUGAUUGACGGCACCCUUGCUGGUUGUGCUCUGGAUGGUGCUGAAGGGCCACAGUGGAUGGAAGCCUGGGUAAGGGAGAUGCCCAAUGUAUUGAUACUUCCCCACAGUGCAGAUUAUAGUGAAGAAGUGUGGAUGGAGAUAAGGGAGAAAGCUAUUUCUAUAUUGCAGACAUUCUUCUUGGAUGGUGUCAUUCCAAAGAAUGUUGUUUCCGAUGAAGAUGGCGAGGAAAGUGAAAUAGGCUAUGAAAAUGAACAAUGUGAAGAACUGGACAAUGAAAGUGCCUUGCAGGGUUCUGUUGUUCAGCCUUUAACAGAUGAUGUACAUGUAACUCCAGAAAGCUCCCAGAAAAAGGGUACCUUUCAAUCAAAGGAAUCUCCUAGCCAGCAUCAGGGUUCAGUUUUAUCUCAAAAUACUUCCACUCGAUCUGAAGGAAAGCGCAGCAGAUCAGGUAAGAAAGCUAAAAAGAGACAUGCCCGCCAAAAAUCGCUUCACAAGUCAGAUGAUCCUACUCCAUUAGUAAAAGAGAGUACCUCACAUCGAGAAGAUGAUACUGCAAUGAGUGGAACGGAUCAAGUGUUGAGUUCUAGUUCACGUUUUGCUUCUCCUGAAGAUUUAAGACGUAGGAAAACACCAGUUGAAUUAAUACAGGAAUCAUCUUCUGGGCAGCUUUUAGAAUCAAGUAUGAGGCAAAGUAAAAGGUUUGAUGAACUGCUGAAGGAUGGUUAUGUAAUAGCUUUGCAUGCAAGAGAUCAUCCUGCGCUUCAUGUCUCCCGGCAAAGAGUUCAAGGUGGUGGUUGGUUCCUAGACACUAUGUUAAAUGUAACAAAAAGAGAUCCAGCAGCACAGUUUCUUGUUGUUUUCAGAAACAAGGACACAAUUGGCUUGCGGUCUUUCACUGCUGGUGGAAAGUUAUUGCAGAUAAAUAGAAGAAUGGAAUUUGUAUUUGCUAGUCACAGCUUUGAUGUCUGGGAGAGCUGGACAGUUGAAGGUUCAUUGGAGGAAUGCAGGCUGGUCAAUUGUAGAAACCCCUUAGCUGUAUUGGAUGUACGCAUUGAAAUUCUUGCAGCAGUAGGAGAAGAUGAUGGGGUUACUCGCUGGCUUGAUUAGGUUGUCAAUAUUGGAAGUGCUAAGCUUCACAUUAAUGUUUGUAAAACUUAAAAAGAGCUUGUAACUUGUAAAACUUUCCAUUUUUACCGGCAAUCAGCAUUGUACGAGGUUGUUGCUGUGUGUUAAUCCGCCUCCUGAUAAAGUUCUUGUAUUUUGUUAUUUGUGAUCGGUUUCUAGUGUUUGUAAAACAUUUGACAGUUCCUCGUUUUAUUUUUACUGUCGAGGUCUCUUUGGAGGUGGCAAA